AUGACCGCUGGUCUUCAGAUAGCAGGUGUUGCCGAGGUGCGCGUCUUUGCUGGGUUCUACGUUUUUCUUGCGGCAACGAUUCUUUGCGUUUUCAUUGGAAACUACGCCACGGUUUUUUGGCGCCGCAACACAACGCUUCGUUGCUGCCCGUAUUCAGUGAAGAUGAACAUGGAAGACUUCCUGGACGGUGUUUUGCUUUUGGACCCCGAGGAUGAAGUUGAGAGGAAUAUUUCAGAGGCGCAUAAGACCUCGCCAGUACGACUGCGACGCCUGUUUUGGCGCGUACUCCAUGUUGCUUUUGUUGCCGCUUGCAUCGUGCCCGUGUGGAUCGUGCCAUGUCUGAGCUACCGCGUAGGGGGCUUAGCCUCCGUGCUUCAGCCAGCCGACAAGAGCAUGACGUUGUUUGAGCUUUCUUCCACUUCAGUUGCGCUCCUUGUGACAUGCGCGUUUACCGUCGGCAUUGCGCCUCUGCUGUAUGUUGUCUUUUACCCGCAUUGCGCACUGCUUGCCUCUUGGGGCGCGGCUGACGCGCUUAUCGUGGCAUGUGUUGCCGGUCUUUUUCAGCUGGGGCAGUUUGUGGAGUUCACCGUUGGGAAGGACAUGCACGCCAUGUACAACGCGGAGGCGCGCCUUCUCUGGCCGCUGUUCCUGCUUCUACUCGCAUCCGUAUGGCAGUGGGUCCUUCUCGCCGAGCACAUUUUUGGGCUGUCGGGCCUUAUCAAAAAGGCCUGGGCGGCGCGCAAAAAGGCGGUUAAACCACAAAACAGUAACGCGAGCGCUCACGCAUGA
Trypanosoma rangeli is the source of this 789-nucleotide messenger RNA. RefSeq lists its product as uncharacterized. Bases 1 to 789 code for a protein of 262 amino acids. The record is from RefSeq and is a predicted model, not a curated record. The transcript has a single exon. NCBI's taxonomy places the organism in Eukaryota, Euglenozoa, Kinetoplastea, Trypanosomatida, Trypanosomatidae.